This is a messenger RNA of Saimiri boliviensis boliviensis (Bolivian squirrel monkey), 578 nucleotides long. RefSeq names its product apolipoprotein C3 (gene APOC3). The record is from RefSeq and is a predicted model, not a curated record. Gene Ontology annotation, biological process: cholesterol homeostasis; lipoprotein metabolic process; triglyceride homeostasis. Lineage: Eukaryota; Metazoa; Chordata; Mammalia; Primates; Cebidae. Gene Ontology annotation, cellular component: very-low-density lipoprotein particle; extracellular region; spherical high-density lipoprotein particle. Gene Ontology annotation, molecular function: phospholipid binding; lipase inhibitor activity; high-density lipoprotein particle receptor binding.
CCCGCUGCCCUGGAGACAAUAUAAAACAGGUCGGAACCCUCCUGCCUGACCACUCAGUUCAUCUCUAGAGGCAGCUGCUCCAGGAACAGAGGUGCCAUGCAGCCCCGGGUACUCCUUGUUGCUGCCUUCCUGGCACUCCUGGCCUCUGCCCGAGCUUCGGAGGCCGAGGACACCUCCCUUCUCAGCUUCAUGCAGGACUACAUGCAGCACGCCACCGAGACCGCCAAAGACGCGCUGACCAAAGUGCAGGAGUCCCAGGUGGCCCAGCAGGCCAGGGACUGGGUGACCGAUGGCUUCAGCUCCCUGAAAGACUACUGGAGCACGAUUAAGGGCAAGUUCUCUGGGUUCUGGGAUUCAAACCCUGAGAUCACAAUUCCGGCCGAGGGUGUCUGAGACCUCAACUCCCCAAGUCAACCUGCCUGCCCAUCCUGCCAGCUCCUUGGGUCCUGCAGUCUCCAGGCUGCCCCCAUAGGUUGCUUAAAAGGGACAAUACUCUCAAUGCCCUCCCACCCCCCUCAUGCCUGGCCCCAUCCAGGCAUGCUGUCCUCCCAAUAAAGCUGGACAAGAAGCUACUAUGA